This is a messenger RNA of Heteronotia binoei (common prickly gecko), 1491 nucleotides long. RefSeq names its product sorting nexin 15 (gene SNX15). The coding region runs from base 123 to 1223 and encodes 366 amino acids. The record is from RefSeq and is a predicted model, not a curated record. The transcript is spliced from 8 exons. NCBI's taxonomy places the organism in Eukaryota, Metazoa, Chordata, Lepidosauria, Squamata, Gekkonidae. Gene Ontology annotation, molecular function: phosphatidylinositol binding.
GUGGAAGGCUUGGACGCGCAGUCGCGACUCGAACAGCCCAUCGCGCUCUUGCUUUUGGCCGCUGCUGUCUACGCGGGGAGUUCUGGAUUUAAAGGGGCCGCAACGUCCAAAAGGGCGUUGGGAUGUCCCGUCGGGCGAAGGAUGAGUACCACCGGCAUUACACCGUCACCGACACCCGAACCCACCCCAAAGGCUACACUGAGUACAAAGUGACCGCCAAGUUUGUCUCAAAAGUGAAUCCAGAAGAUGUCAAGGAGAUUGUGGUCUGGAAACGGUACAGCGACUUUAAGAAGCUGCAUGGAGACCUGGCUUACACCCACCGUAACCUCUUCCGGCGCUUGGAGGACUUUCCUCCUUUCCCCAAAGCCCAAGUCUUUGGCCGAUUUGAGCCCAAGGUGAUAGAGGAGCGGAGAAAGGCUGCUGAGGUCAUGCUGCGUUUCACAGUGCACAUCCCCGCUUUGAACAACAGUCCACAGCUCAAGGAAUUCUUCCGGGGUGGGGAGGGGAGGAGACCUUUGGAAAACUGUGACCUGCCUUCUCUGCCUCCCCCUCUGAUCCCCGUGCCGUCAGAAGGCGUGGAGCCCGGCGAGGAUGCUCUGGCUUCUGAUGUGGACCAUGGACUCCUGGAUCUGGACUCAGAGCCUGAUCACUGCAGAGCUACAGAAGCAGCAAGGAAAGACUGUGAUCUGGAGCCCCCAGUGAAGGAGGGAGGGGACCACUCCUCACCCCGAAACUGUGAAGAUGAAGCCCUGGAUGCUCUUUUUGCUUGCGCUGGGGAGGAGGAGGAGGAAGAGAAAGAAAUGAGCUCGCCUUCCCGCUCCCUCCUGUCAGUCCAGGAGCUGGCCUUGUUUGACCCCUUCGCUGAGGAAGCCUCAGGUGCAGCCAGCUCGUCCCCUGCUCGUGCUGCCUUGGAAGAUGUACCAGCACCUUCUUCCCCAAGCACAGGAAUUCUGCAGCCAGCCCAGGCGGGAGCAGCCACAUCAGAUCCUGGUGCAUACCUACCUUUGGCCACUGAGCGUAUCAAGCACGCCUUGGAGAGCGAAGUGGCUGAAGACUAUGAGGGGGCUUUCCAUGGCUACCGCAGCGGCGUUGACUUGCUGCUUCAGGGCCUGCAAGGGGACCCAGAUGCAGCCCGUAGGGAGGCUGUGAAGAAGAAGACAGCAGAAUACCUGCGGAGGGCUGAGGAGAUCUUUCAGCAGCAUCUGAAGCAUCUACAACUUUGAGAGGUGGCUUCCAAGGCACUCCUGGUGGGCACAUGCCAGAGUGGCGUCCAUUGCUGAGUUGCUGUCACCACCACUGCCUUGGGACGAGACCAACCUGUUCCUUCAGUAGCCACUGCCCUUCUCCUGGCACUGCCUGGCCAGAGCAGACUUGACCCCUCCACUUUCCCUUGCUGUACUCUCUGUGGGUGGAGGAUUUAAUCUAUGCUGUCCAAAGACAUGUUUGUAAACCUUUCCAAUGCCCCGUUUUAAUUUAUACCCAUUGCAUCUA